Molecule: messenger RNA, 1058 nt
Organism: Ciona intestinalis (vase tunicate)
Lineage: Eukaryota; Metazoa; Chordata; Ascidiacea; Phlebobranchia; Cionidae
Product: uridylate-specific endoribonuclease A-like
Molecular function (GO): RNA endonuclease activity
Source: RefSeq, a predicted model, not a curated record
AAUAUAAAACAUUCUUUGCAGCAGUAGUCAAUCUAGUACUUUUUAUAAACGGCAAACUAGACCUUUUACUGAAGCGACUAAACAAUGAAUUUUAGUACGUCUCUGAUAGUUGCUAUUCUUGGAUUUUUCUUUGGAGCUGCGGCUGUUUUAAGUCAGAGAGAGCGAAUAGUAAGCAACUCGGAGCUGCUUAGAAUAUCAAGUCAACUUUCAAUGCUAGAUGAAAACUCAGCUUCUGACAUUCAAACGAACAAACAAUGUCACACGACAAGCUCAGCGACAUCAGAUUGUGCGCCGGAAAGGUUUAUCGGGAGCGUAAGUGGUAGCUUACUAGGGAAGCCGACCUAUAGAGCUCUAAUAGCGCUGUUGGACAAUUAUGAAAAAAAGCAAGGCAAACGGGAACAAGUUACAAGACAGGAGAGUAGUGAAGAAGUGGCAUUUUUAAACGCGAUUUUUGAGACCCCUGUUGGAAGAAAACUUUAUGAGUUUUUAAACAGAAAGAGUCUGGCAGAUGGUCAUAGUUUAAACGACUUUAAACGGCAACUUCAUAAAAUGUGGUUCAAGUUAUACAGCAAGUGGAAAGGCGUGUUGGAUUCUUGUGGGUUUGAACAUGUAUUUGUCGGGCAGUUAAAAGAACGAAAGGUAACAGGCUUUCAUAACUGGGUACAGCUCUAUAUUACGGAGAAAACAGGACAGCUGAACUAUUUAGGUUACACGAAAGUCAUUAACUCAGGUCUAUACAGCAUUCACUUCGAGUGGGCGGGUGGCUUGAAGCCAAUGUCAGGAGUUUAUGUUGGUCUGAGUCCAGAACUGGAAUUUUCCUUAUUUACUCUGUGCUACAUUACAAGGCCUGGUACCACGUGUCGCGUAAAGUUACCUGGCAGAGAUGGGGGUGUUAUCCGUAGAAUACAAACACACGAAUGGGCCGGACAUGGCAACGACAGAGGCUCAAGAUACGUGGCUUCGGCAUUUUUUAAAGUUUAAACUGUUUUAAACGUGUAUGUGUGCAUAUGUGCGGUUUACGUGUUGUUUUGACAAAUAAAUACACGAUGAUUCGUGAA